AUGGCAACUAGCUCUAACCGUUAUGUGUGGAGUUUAAAUCCCGUCCAGCCACGAAACAACCGCCUAGAUAGCGGAGUGUGGGAUGAGCACAAAGAGGUUAUUCUAAGAGAGUGCCAAAGAGGCAGCUUGGCACAUGUUCGGAAAUAUAUGCAGGACAAGCAUAAUUUCUUUGCGAAGUUGCAUCAGUACAAAUACAGGAUCUAUACUAUUUGGAAGACGACGCUUACUGAGAGCCGACAGACCCGAAGUUCUGGACGGCACGCUGAUCAUGUCCGAGAUAACGAUUCUCGAAACGACGGAGUACCAGAUGCUGAAUGUCAAGAUUUGGACGCGCGCACAAAUGAAACUUCUGAAGAUCAAGGCUGGAGACUUGACGAGACAGCGAAAUCCAGUGUGAUACCUGAUUUCGAGAAUAAGGAUGUGCCAGCUACGUGCGAUCGUUAUAAUUAUUUUGAUCAAACCGGUUCUGCGUGGGGUUCACAAGCUCAUGUCGACCAGAAAGCGCUGUUCUUAUCUGGGAGUGUUUCGCUCAACGAACGUGACCCGUCGGCGGCUUCAGCUCAGCUCUUCAAUGAUUUGACUCACAAGAGACCAGCAAGCCUAAGCUCGCAAGGCUCUCCUGCAUCAACGAAGAGAUUUAAAUAUGACGACACUUCUUUCGCGAUGCCAUCCCUUGGUAGGGACUCAUAUGAUGCUUGCUUCGCUGAAGCAAUUACAUCCGCAGCGAAACCAGAUCAGAAACACACACGACAUGACACUACCAGUGCGACAUCGAAAGGUUGCACGCUCGACUUGUCGUGCAAAACAAGGCUGCGAGCUUCUCGAAGGGACAGGGAAGUUGUGUUCCAAUGCUCUUCUGUACCGUCCAAGCCAAACGACUUCGAAGGGUCGGCUUUUUUCGCCCACGAGAUAUCAGAUUUACCAUGGGAUGACAUUUGCUCUCUGAGAGAUGCGGCCGACAUCUUUUCGGUAUUUUCGAUGUCAAAACCUGCCUUCCAGUUGCAUUACAACGUUUGGAAACGGUUGGAACUUGGCAAGGAAUGCCCUUGCGGAAGAUGUCACCAAUUGUCCUUCAGGGAACUUCAAGCCUGUGCACGCGUCGCUGAAACACCACUCGAGCUACAAACUGCGCGUAUGACGCUGGAAAGCUACGUUAACGAUGCUUUAGAUAUCUACGGGGAGAAUAAUAGACCCAUUAUUCACAUGCUUUUGGCAGACAUCUGCACAAAGCAAGGGGAUUUGGUGGCUGCCGGAACUCACCGUGGUAUUGCUUUUGAGCAGCUGCCAAAGCUCGACCGAGUUUCCCAUUUGAGCGAGAUUUGUGACAUUAUGAGCAAGGACCGAUUGAAACUGGAUUUCAAUGCUGACUACCAGAUCCUCCGAGCCUAUGCGUUCGGCUUGUUACGAAUGAAUCGUCACAUUCUGAACGAAGAUCACAAACGCAAAGAGGGACUCCUGGAAGAGGUUCGAAUGAUCAUAAAGCAGAUAUGGAUGGUGCUCGCUAGAAAACAUCAUAAAGAUUUAUUGAAUGCGAUGUUUUGGUGUCGCAACCAGCUCCUAUCGGCUUCUGGAGCUGAAUUUGAACACUUAUGGUCAUCUCUGGACUUUAUAUCGCCUUCUAUCUGGAGUUCCGAGCGUCUGAAAAUUAUGGUUCUGUUCCUUUUCUUCCUAGAACGCCGGUAUGGCAAGUCGUUCGAUUGCGGAAUAGCCAGAAGCUUCAAGUCGAGUGUAACAACCUCGUCAUUGGAUUCAUGUGUACCGGUUUGCCUGGACAACAACAAGACUGCAUCGGUGGCUUGGCUCUUUUGGAUCUUGUCCACGAUCACGAUCAAGGCAAUGAGAGCAGACAAGGGCUUAUCGUCUAGGCUUGAAAACGUCCGAGAAGUCGUUUCCGAUCUAACGAACAAAUUCCUGGAGCUCGCUGCGGAAACUCCGGAAUCCUUAUCAGAUCGGAUUUUCUUCGCGCUUCCAUCCCAAGAUUUAGCCAUGACGCAAAAUCCCAAAUUCUCCAAGCCAAAGCAGCACGACAUCUUUAAUUCAGAUUUGGCAAUAGAUUUGGUUAAGUCCACCGUUAGACGCAUGCUAGGCAUAGUAGUAGCAGAGACGUCGAACGCUUCGGGGGCUACGCGAAAGCCCUUCACCGAGAUGAGCAAUUGUGCUACAACUAAUAGAGUACUCCCUGCAAUUAGAACGUCAAUGGACUUGGUAACGGACAAUCAAACCACGAGCAUUUGCCCGAACUGCGACAAUGCAUUCUUGGCCGAUCCAACUUUAUUAGCGCCAUCCGAAUGUUCUUCUGUACCAUCAUCAAUGCAGAGGAUCGCUAGUCAAAACGAAACUCGAACAUCGCCGUCAUCAAGGUGCGGGACACCUGUCACACCCACGAAAUGGAUUCAAAUGACUUGUGAGGCGUUAGGCCGGCCGCCGCCGGAUGACUGGAUGACAGACUCUCUUCUGCCAAUAGACAUCUCGGACAAACUGCAGUCAUCACUGUCAUCCUCACACUUAAAACUUGAAGACUCAACACGGUUGAACUCGUCAAACCAGCCAGCCGCGCUGCUCAGCUUAACCACCCUGUGUGAAAUUAACGCAUUAGUGGUACGGAUAUUCGCCGCGCAUGGUGUGAAUUAA
This is a messenger RNA of Verruconis gallopava, 2631 nucleotides long. RefSeq lists its product as uncharacterized. Lineage: Eukaryota; Fungi; Ascomycota; Dothideomycetes; Venturiales; Sympoventuriaceae. The record is from RefSeq and is a predicted model, not a curated record. The transcript is spliced from 2 exons. The coding region runs from base 1 to 2631 and encodes 876 amino acids.